This is a messenger RNA of Gryllus bimaculatus (two-spotted cricket), 3873 nucleotides long. Lineage: Eukaryota; Metazoa; Arthropoda; Insecta; Orthoptera; Gryllidae. The record is from the annotation of a GenBank genome assembly.
AUGGCAAAUAAAGCACUGGUGCAAUUUACGAAAUUGAAGGUCGUGUCUUAUCAUAGGCGUGAUCAGAAAGUGUCUUUGCGAGACGCCGAGAUGGGAGACCGUCCGCAGUGCCCCCCGAUCAAGACGGCUCAGCAGCCCGACCCCGUGUGCUGCUCGGCGCUGGCGGGCCAGCCGGCGUGCUGCGUGCCCAUCAAGGAGAAGCGGGCGGCGGGGCCGACGCCCGACGCGGACGUGCUGGAGAAGCUGCGGCGCGGCUACGAGCGGCUGCAGCUGUCGUCCAGCACCUCCCUGCUGCGCAAGCACCUGACGCGCGAGCUCUUCGACCGCCUCAAGGUCAAGAUGACGCAGCACGGCUCCUCGCUGCUGGACGUGGUGCAGAGCGGCUUCCAGCAUUACGACUCCAACGUGGGCGUGUACGCGCCGGACGCCGACGCUUACUCCGUCUUCUCGCAGCUGUUCGACCCGAUAAUCGCCGAAUACCACGGGUUCGGCCCCACGGACGUGCACCCGCCGCUGGACUGGGGCAACCCCGGCACGCUCAAGGACCUCGACCCGGAAAACAAGUACAUCCGCUCGACGCGGGUGCGCUGCGGUCGCUCCAUCGCGGGCUACCCGUUCAAUCCGAUGAUGACCAAAGAGCUGUACAAGCAGAUGGAGAAAGAGGCGUCGGAGGUGCUCUUGCAACUGGACGGCGUGCACGCGGGAAAAUACGAGACGCUGCGCGGCAUGAACCCCCGGUACCAGAAGCAGCUCAUCAACGACCACUACCUUUUCAAAGAGGGCGACCGGUUUCUGAUCGCGGCCAAGUCCUGCGAGCAUUGGCCGAUCGGGCGCGGCAUCUUCAUGAACGAGGACAAGACGUUUCUGGUGUGGGUGGGCGAGGAGGACCAUCUGCGAAUCAUCUCCAUGCAGAUGGGCGGGAACCUCGGGGAGGUGUACAAGCGGAUGGUGGACGGCGUGAACAAGAUCGGGCGCAAGCUGUCGUUCGUGCGUCAUCCGCGGUUGGGAUUUCUCACCUUCUGCCCCACCAACCUGGGCACGACGGUGCGCGCGUCCGUUAUGAUUCGGCUGCCGAUCAUCGGGCGCGACCUGGCGCAGCUGGAGGCCCUGGCGGAGCGGUACAACCUGCAGGUGCGCGGGUCGGAGGGCGAGCACACGGCGUCGGCCGACGGGUCGUACGACAUCUCGAACAAGCGCCGACUCGGCAUCACGGAGUUCCAGGCCGUCCACGAGAUGUACUCGGGUCUGCGGGAGAUGAUCUACCUCGAGGAGCUCAGGUCGCAGCUCGGCAAGUACCUCCCGCUGACGUGCAUCCCGCCGCUUACCUCCGCGACCAAGGCCUGUCGCGCGACCACUGCUUCUUCGACCCGCCGGACAAGUACGAUCGACAGGGCAACGUGGCGCGCGCACUGGCCCGCGGGCCGCGGCGUCUACGUUCAACCACGAGCACUCGUUCUGCGUGCUGCUCAAACGACAAGGGACCACAUCCGCGUGGUGGCGCUGCUGAGGCCGGCGGAGCGGCUGGCCGGUAGGCUGUUCCGGUCGCGUGGCAUGCGCCACGCCCGUGCUGGACCGCGGGCUCGUGCCGGCGUGCCCACGACCGCCUGGGCUACCUCACGGUGUGCCCGGGCGACGCGGGGCACGGGCUGCGGCGUCUCCGUGCUGCUGCGCGUGUCCCCGCCGUGCCGCGCACGGCGCUCGCCCACGUUGGCCCGCGUCUUACCACCUGGAGAUCCGCUACCUCGACAACGAGCCCGACUUCCACACGCCCAAGCCCGAGCGCAUCCGCUUGCGCAAGGAGGAGAGGGCGGCGGAACGCGGGGGAGGUGUACGUUGGACGCGGAGGAGGGAGGAGGAGGAGAAGGCCGAGGAGGAGGAGGAGGAAGAGGAAGAAGAAGAGGGCGAGGGCGUGUGUCCGCCGUGCCCGCACCGAGCCGGGAGCCCGCGGCGCGCGUACGAGCUAUCCCAAGCGCCUUGCCGCGGCGCCAGCGCCAGCUCAUUCGCGAAGCCAACCGCCGGCGCGUGGGACCCGGGAGCGCCAGCGCAAGCCGGGGGGCGGCCGGGCUGCGCGCGACUGGCCGCCGGCCAAGGAGCGCAUGUUUCUGCGCGCGGGGCGGCCGGCGACGCGCGUCGCUCGAGCGUCGCGACGCAACGGGCGACGCCAAGCAGGAGCGCCGCGCGCGCCAGCCGCGCCGCGCCAUCAACGACCGGCGCUGCCUCGACUCGCCGCUGAUCGACGGCGACCUGCCGCCCGAAGCGCCGCCCACGCCGCGCUCGCGCAGCGCCAAGGACAAGAAGAAGAAGAACAAGAAGCAGCCGCGCAAGGGCUCGGCCAUGGAAGACGAGAGCUCGAGUUUCUGCUCGGGCGGCCCCGAGGCCGGCACCGACGCCGCCCUGCAGCGCAAGAUGCGCCGCGCCUACUACCGCUUCAAGUGCUCCGACAGCUGCACGUCUCUUCUCAAGGAGGUGCUGAACCACGACGUUUUCCACGCGUUCAAGGACCGCCGCACGCAGUACGGCGGCUCCUUCUGGGACGUGAUCCAGGCGGGCGCCACCUACAUGAAGGAGCCCAUCGGCAUUUACGCCCCGGACCCCGACGCCUACGCCGUCUUCGGCCCGCUCUUCAACGUGGCCAUCGACGAGCUGCACUUGGGGUUCCCGCGCGACGCCGCGCAGCCCAAGCAUACGUGGGGCAACUACAAGGCCAAGAUACGCUCGCCGGACCCGGCGGGCCGCUACAUCCAGUCAACGCGCAUCCGCCUGUGCCGCAAUCUGGCGGGGUACCCGUUCGCCCCGCGGCUCACACGGGCCCUGUACAAGGAGAUCGAGGCCAAGGUGCUGCCGGCGUUCGAGCUGCUGCCCUACGACCUGGAGGGCAAGUACUUCCCGCUGGAUAAGCUGCGUGAGGAGGUGCAGAAGGAGCUGAGAGACGAGCACGUGUUGUUCGCGCGGCCCAACAAAUUCCUGCGGGCGGCUAACGUGGGGCGGUUUUGGCCCACCGGGAGGGGGCUGUUCAUGAACGAGAAGAGGGACUUCUUGGUGUGGGUGGGGAAGGACGACCACCUGCGGGUCGUCUCCAUGAGCAAGGGCCACGACCUGCAGGGGGUGUACCGGCGGUUGAUUCGCGGCGCCAUGGUGCUGGAGGAGUGCUUGGACUUCGCGCACGACGACCGUUUGGGAUACCUGACUCUGGACCCGGCCAACCUGGGCACCACGCUGCGCGCCUCCUACCUCAUCCGACUGCCGCUGCUGGCGGAGCAGGGCGCCGUGGAGGAGCUGGCCCGCAAGCACAACCUGGAGGUGCGCGGCACGUACGGCGCGCGCCGCCCGGUCAAGGACGGGCUGUACAACAUCUCCAACAGGCGGCGCCUGGGGCUGACCGAGUACGAGGCGAUCAUGGAGCUGCAGCUGGGGAUCAGCAAGCUCAUCUACGAGGAGCAGGCGCUGGAGGGCGCCCGGCACGUGGAAGAGCUGGAGCGCCUCUCCGCCGCCGCCGGCUUCGACGUGGUCUCGCUGCUGGAGGCGACGACCACGGAAGAUGCGAAGCCCUCCGCGGAGGGGAAGGCUGGCGACAAAAAAACAGCAAAGAAGAAGAACGCGGCGGGGAAGAAGAAAAAGAAGGGGAACGUUUCCUUUUCGGAUGAGGAGGACGAGGACAAUAACACUUCCAAAAGAUCCAGAAGCGGGUCCAGAAAAAGGACGCCAACUAUAACUCAGAGCGAAACGAUUGUAGAGGAGAGUGAAGAAGACUCCAGCCCAACUUCGUCUUCUAGUGCAUCCGCUUCUUCUCUAGUCAAGAGGCGCAAAAAAAUAGUAAAGAAGAAUAAGAAAAAAGUGAAAACAACUGACAAAAAUAGUGCUCAUGUAACAUAA